Molecule: messenger RNA, 1371 nt
Organism: Hordeum vulgare subsp. vulgare (domesticated barley)
Lineage: Eukaryota; Viridiplantae; Streptophyta; Magnoliopsida; Poales; Poaceae
Product: WAT1-related protein At3g30340-like
Exons: 5
Coding region: 1-1167 (388 amino acids)
Cellular component (GO): plasma membrane
Molecular function (GO): transmembrane transporter activity
Source: RefSeq, a predicted model, not a curated record
AUGCGGGCGAUGGCGCGCAUCGAUGAGUGGAAACCGGUGAUCGCAAUGCUGGUCUUCGACCUCAUCUCUGCCGUGACAACGGCCCUGAUCAAGGCGGCGCUCGAGGAAGGGCUCGACCGCCUAGUGCUCAUCACGCUGCGUCAACUGGUGGCCACAGUCUUCCUUUCUCCGAUCGCAUUUUUCAAAGAACGGAACACAAGGCCUAAGCUCACACUGGAGAUCCUCGUGUACCUCUUCUUCAGCGCAGCGUUAGGCGCCGCACUCUCUCAGUAUACCUUCUUCUAUGGGUUGCAGUACACAACAGCAACAUUCGCCAUAACAUUCACCAACCUGGCUCCUGUACUGACUUUCCUCAUCGCGGUCUUGCUCAGGGUGGAGUCGCUGAACAUGAAGAACAAGGCAGGAGCUGCAAAGAUCAUCGGGACGCUCAUGUCGUUCGCGGGCGUCAUGCUCCUGACCCUCUACAAGGGUGUGGCCCUGACGCACCAAGCAGAGCCUUCAGGCCAGCAUGCAGAAGCAGCAGCUGCAGCAGCAGAAUCUGGCAAGAAGAGCUGGACCCUGGGCACCCUAGCAUUACUGGCGAACUGCCUGUGCUUCUCCUUUUGGCUCCUGCUGCAGUCCAGGCUCACCAAGAAGUACCCCGCACUCUACUCCAGCACCGCGUACAUGUUCGUCAUCAGCUCCCUGCAGGGCGGGGGCCUGACGGCAGCGAUACAGCGGCGGGCAUCGGUGUGGGUCCUCACAAAGCCAGUGGAGAUUGUCACAGUGCUAUACACAGUAAGUAAGAUCCUUUUGUUGCAGUUUAUUUUACCAAAAAAAGAGUUGAGAGAGCUCUGUAGAGAAUUGCUGAACCAAAGAACGCUUGUUUCAUACUGUAUUUUGCAGGGAAUCUUGGGGUCUGGAGUGGGAUAUGUACUGAUGACAUGGUGUGUGGAGAAGAGAGGGCCAGUGUUCACUUCAUCCUUCAUCCCCAUCAUCCAGAUCAUGGUGGCCAUAAUUGAUUUCUUCUUUCUCCAUGAGAACAUCUACCUUGGAAGUGUACUGGGAUCCAUACUGAUGAUCAUGGGCCUCUAUAUUCUGCUGUGGGGAAAGAGCAGGGAUGCCUCGGCCACGGUACCAUCUGUCAAAGAAGAGGAAGAGGAUAAGGAGAAGCAAAUCAAAUCAUGAGGACCAAAGCUAUGGGACUCACAGGCUGUAAAACUAUGGCAUAUAUUCCUCCUUAGUUUCCUACACCUACGUUGUUUAACCAAGAGGAAUACUCCCUCCUUUCAGGUUUAUAUGGCUCAAAUCUGAAAUCUCAUCAACCAAGGUGAAUUAUGAGUGGAUGGCACUAGUUUUAAGUAGCCAAUGAAAUAUUUCUCACAUAUUCAA